Setaria italica (foxtail millet) is the source of this 879-nucleotide messenger RNA. Its product is annotated as putative FBD-associated F-box protein At1g78730. NCBI's taxonomy places the organism in Eukaryota, Viridiplantae, Streptophyta, Magnoliopsida, Poales, Poaceae. The coding region runs from base 1 to 879 and encodes 292 amino acids. The record is from RefSeq and is a predicted model, not a curated record. Gene Ontology annotation, molecular function: protein binding. The transcript is spliced from 4 exons.
AUGACGGAGGUCAUGUACUGGAUGUUCAGGCUCUGGAUGGGGUCCACGGUGGCCAUGGCCUCUCGAGGGUUCCUCUCGACUACCCUCUGCUCCGGCUUGACUCGCCUGCGACAUGUCGUCUGGGUGACGUUCGCGUCGCAGAUUCCUUUCUGUCUGAUCUUCAUCCUCACCUCCUUGUGGAGUAACGAUGGCUGCCACCACCGGCAAGCCACCAUCGACCGCAUCAGCGACCUCCCCGACGAGCUCCUCCACAUCGUCCUCCUCCGGCUCCGCUCCAAUGGUGACGCCCCGCGCACCAGCGUGCUCUCCUACUGCUGGCGCCACGUCUGGGCUAAGCUGCCCAAGAUUGUCCUCGACUACCAUGACCCACCGCCCCAAGACGUCAUCCCCAAGCUCCUGAACUCCGUCGACGACGCCCUCGCCGCCUACUCCUCCGCCGCCCCGGCCGUCAUCAAGCGCCUCGAGGUCGCCCUGCCCGGCAGGAGCGGCACCCACAUCCCGGCCUACCGCGUCUCCAACUGGCUACGCUUCACCUCGCAGCGGAAGGCAACAAGGAUCGAGCUCUUCCUCAAGCACCAAUGGCACCUCUGGUUCCCACUAGCUGCCUCGUUCUCGAUGCUGACCGACCUGGUGAUACACGAUACCAGCGUGGAACUUGACGAGCUGGAAUCCCUUGUGUGCUCGAAGCAGUGCCUGCGCCUAAGGAACCUACAGAUCGUUAAUGUCCAGUCCCUGUCGGUUGACGUUUUCUCCGUACGCUCCAACUCGCUGGUCUCAUUACGGUUUGACGCCUGGAUCCAGAAUGCUACCUUCCCGUUCCGGCUAAAGGUCGUUGCCCCAAGGCUAGAAGAACUGCGCGCGUCUUGCGAUGUUGUUUAG